UAAUGAGUGGAAAAAUACCAUUUUCCGGUUUGUUUACUGGUGCUCUCUGUUUCCUCUCGCCUUCCACUCCUCCCUGGAUCUCCAACUCGAAGGCCGAGCCGGAGAAUUCCGAUCCCAAGAACACCACCACGCGCUGCCACCGAUCCCUAGAGCUCGUGCCUCCCGCCCUCCGAUGCGGCCCGCGAUCCCAUCCGGCUCCCAAAGCCGCGACCUUUGACGCCAACUACGGCGGCGGGCGGCAUGGAUUCCGGCACCAACAGCGUCGGCGAGUCGGUGGGCGAGUCGCCGGCGCCGGAGCCGGCGACACGGCCGGUUGAAAAGGUCACCAAAGGCCGCGGGCUCCGCCGGUGGCGCCGCAUACCGCGGGAGCAACAACACGAGUGGUCCCCCGCGAGCACCGGUGCCGCCGGCGCCGGCGCCGGCGUUGUUGCGGGUGAGGACCUGGCGGCGCAGCUCCACAAGCGCCGUCUCGGUCCCGCCGCUGACGCGCCGAAGGGGAAGCAGGACGCGGCCGCCGAGGAGAGCUCGAUCACAUCCGUAGAGUCCAGCUUCGUUCCGCCCGAGGCGUCUCCGCCGCCGGCGCCGACUGGGCUGGACCCGAAUCUCGGCCUCCUGAUAGCCACCGCCGGCUUCUCGGUGGGCGCAGGUGGCGCCGACUCGGACAACAGCGACGACAGGGCCAGCAAGUCAUCCACGGCCGCGAGCGCGCCGCGCCACGACUUCUCGUUCGGCGGCUUUGGCCGGGAGCGCGACAGGGCGCGAUUCCGCGCCCCUGGCGGCGCUGCUCACUGCAAGAACAUCCGCACAGCACGCGUGCGUGGGGCCAGUGCACGCGCUGCCGCUGCCGCUGCCGCCGCCUCCCCUGUGGAAGUAGAGAAUUCGCUCUCCAGUGUCGAGUCCAACCUCCUCAGCUCUAGCGCUGCUCAUGCACGGCGAUCCAGUGCUGGCAUCACCAGUAAUGGCGUUCACAAGGUUCUAUUCCCCGAUGACCAUCACAGUGACGAAGAACCUCCCAGUGAGGAGGUGCGGUAUACAACCGGAGGUUUCUAUAAGGAGAAUGGGAGUGUAGUAGGGAGGUUGGUAAUGGGGAACUGUGAUUCCGACGCCAACAAUCAUAUCUUUGAUGAAGCGGGUGUCGGCAAGUUUGAGAAUGGAGGGAUCCAUUCAGGUCUUGAUCCAUACGCUGAGUCGAUUGUGUUGCUUCAGUCGGCACAAGAAGCACUUGAGAAUGAGAUCCAAAAGUUUGUGGAGAUCAGGGAAGAAACAGACGAAAGUUCCACAAUUCACCACAGUGAAACAGAAUGGAGCAGCUCACCCCACCCUGAUGAACCUGUAGAAGAACUAAGUGAAAAGUUGAAGUUUCUUGAGUCAAAGCUGGAAGAAGCAACCUUGCUUAUCAACAAGAAGGAUUCAAGAAUACUUGAACUCGAUGCACGCAACCCGACACAACAACGGGAAACUGUGACAUGUAACAGCAAUGUGCUGUCACUGCAGUCUGAUAUCGAGCAACUGCUCUUGGAGAAGAUGGAAGCUGAGAUUCAGUGUUUCAUCCUGACGAGAGUUUGGCAAGCUUGGGAACCCCUGACCAAGGAUAACGUCGCUCUUUAUGAAGCACAGAUAUCUGAGGCUAGUGAGCACAAACACUUAGAAACUAAGCUGCGGCACACCGAGAACAGGGCGAUGAUGCUAGAGGAGAUGGUGGACAAACUAGAGGCGCAAUGCAAAGAGCUCUCUGAGACUUCGGAAGUCCUGAAGCUGCAGGCCAAAGCAAGUAGAGCGUCCUUGUUCUGUUCCAUCCAGUUAGUGAUGUUAUGCAUUGCCAUGGGGACCCUCCUCGUGCGCUUCCUGCCCUCUUUUCCCGAGCUUGUACCUACUUGAGGUUAGAAUAUUCUCUUCCAAUCGGCCUUUGUGCAGACAUUCUCGAAAGAUUGGUUACUGUAAUUUAUUAGGCAUUGAUCGCCUUACAAUUUUUCAAAUUUGUAACAUCAACUCGAUUUUGCUAGUAAAGUCAUCUCCGGCAGCUAUCUUAAAUUUUCAUCAUCAAAAAUACUAUUACAGUAUCCUCUAUCA
Messenger RNA from Phragmites australis (common reed), 2070 nucleotides. Its product is annotated as WPP domain-interacting protein 2-like. The coding region runs from base 241 to 1878 and encodes 545 amino acids. NCBI's taxonomy places the organism in Eukaryota, Viridiplantae, Streptophyta, Magnoliopsida, Poales, Poaceae. The record is from RefSeq and is a predicted model, not a curated record. The transcript has 2 exons.